This is a messenger RNA of Diaporthe amygdali, 1179 nucleotides long. Its product is annotated as c-3 sterol dehydrogenase c-4 decarboxylase. Lineage: Eukaryota; Fungi; Ascomycota; Sordariomycetes; Diaporthales; Diaporthaceae. The transcript has a single exon. Gene Ontology annotation, molecular function: 3-beta-hydroxy-Delta5-steroid dehydrogenase (NAD+) activity. Bases 1 to 1179 code for a protein of 392 amino acids. Gene Ontology annotation, biological process: steroid biosynthetic process. The record is from RefSeq and is a predicted model, not a curated record.
AUGGCUUCUAGGAUGGCGAAACCCUCAGCAACGCCACCCACCCCGCCACCGUCUCAGCGCCUCGGAUCGGUGCUUGUGACGGGCGGCUGUGGCUUCCUGGGCUUCCAUCUGGUUGGGCAGCUCCUCGCAGACCCGGAAUGCGGGCCUGUGUGGAUUAUCGAUCGAGACAUCUCGCGCAACGUUCAUGACAGCCCCAAAGCCGAGUACACCAGCUGCAGCAUCACUGAUGCUACCGAGGUGGCGAAAAUCCUGGACCACGUCCGCCCAGAGGUCAUCUUCCACACUGCAAGCCCCAAUGCGACCUACGGGCGCCGCGGCGACUUCUACAGGACCAACGUUACCGGGACGGAGACGCUGCUCGGCCUGGCCAAGGAGAGGCCGUUCGUCAAGGCGCUGGUGUACACCUCCUCAAACUCCGUCUACGCCACCGCCAAACACGCCAACAUCCGGGAGUCGGAGCCCAUCUGGACCGGCCGACCGGCGCCGUGGAAGGGCAUCCUCGAGUACGCAUGGACCAAGGGCACGGCGCAUCAGCUAGUACUCGACUCGAACGAGAGCUGGCGCAAGGGCGGCCUCAAGACGGCGGUGAUCGUGCCGGCCAACAUCUACGGCGUCCGCGACGGCCAGGCCCUGUCGCUCAUGUUCGACCUGUUCCAGGAUCUGAGUAGGCCCAUCUUCCAGGUCGGCAGGGGCGGCAACAUGGCCAGCUUCGUCGAGGUGGGCAACUGCGCCUCCGCCCACGUCCUCGCCGCCAAGGCCAUGAUCGAGGGCCGGCCCGGCGUGGCGGGCGAGGCGUUCAACGCGUCGGACGGGGACGACGUGCCGCUGUGGUGGCAUACGAGCGUUACUUGCGCUGCGAUCCGUGACCAGGACGUCGGCGGUGCCGGCGGUCCUGGUAAGGCUAGGGUCAGGAUCGUGCCGGCGUGGGUGAUGUGGAUCGCUGUAUGGGUUGUGUGGUGGGUGCUAUUGAUCUUCACAUUGGGGUACAUGGAGCCGCCGCCAGCGUUCAGUCGGGAGGGAUACGAGUGGUGCACCGAAGACCACACAUAUGAUAUUCGAAAGGCGAGAAGAGUCUUGGGGUACGCGCCGUUGUCUGGAAAAGAGUGGCACGCAAAUAUCGUCAUGGACGCGGUUGAAUGGGAGAAGGAUCGCCGGUGGGAAGCUCGGAAGGAGGAGUAA